AUGGAUUAUAAAGAAUGCAACUCAAACUAAUAUGAAAGAAAGAACAGAUUCCAUAAUAAAAUCAAAAAUGAAGCUCUCCAGUUGCUGAGUCAACUGAAAUGUGACUUACCUAUUCGAUAUGCGAUUUAAAUGACAAAGGAAGCAGGGAGGAGGGGGAUUUCAGGGGAAUCGUUGGGAAGAGUGUUUAAGGGAAAUUCAAAUAAGUAUUGCAAAAAUUGGGCAGAGUGUAGAAUAAUAAAUAAAGUGCAAAGAAGAAACAAUCAAAAGAAAAGCCAAUAGGCUCAAUAGAUUUGA
Molecule: messenger RNA, 294 nt
Organism: Paramecium octaurelia
Lineage: Eukaryota; Ciliophora; Oligohymenophorea; Peniculida; Parameciidae
Source: the annotation of a GenBank genome assembly